CUCGAGAGACGGGCUGUUGUGGAGAGAGGUAAAGUAAUCCCGUGGAGUGGAAAGACGCGCAGACGCACGGAUCCCCUGCAGCUUCAGAUAUCAAAGCUGUAUUCAUCUCCCCACGUCGCCAGCGUGGGUGAAUAAGUGUCCGCCUCUUCUGAGAAUCACGCAGAAACAAAACUAGUUUUUGUUCAACUGGGACCACAACCGGGUGAUCUGAUCCGUGCCAGGAGGAGGGGGGUGCUGGCUGCGCCACGGACGCGCAGCAUGCAGGAGGAGUGGAGCCGCGGCGCGCACUGAGAGACGCACUGAGAGACUCUCCGAGAGUCCGGGAGCGGGUCGGGAUGUGAGUCCCACUCGUGCAGGAAUGGCCCCUCGUGUCCUGACACCCGAGGGAUGGCAGCGUUUCACCCCCGCCAGCACCACUACUCCCACCCGCACCCGCACGGCCCGGGCUCCGACCUGCGGCGGCUCUUCCACCGCCUCGCCAUCGCCUCCUCGCUGAGCGUCCUCUGCUUCUCCCUGCUUUACCUGCUGGCCGGCAGCUGCAACUCGGACCUGGCGGAGAACUCGGAGCUCAGGCCGUCGGCGCGGGAUUUCGCGGUGACGGGGUCGGGAUGGGUUUACGAGAGGAACGGGAGCGCAGCGGCCGCCGCGGAGCCGCGGACACCGGACACCAACAGCUCGGGGAAGGAGUGGACGGCCACCCGCAGGCUGCCGCAGGCGCUCAUCAUCGGGGUGAAGAAGGGGGGAACCCGGGCCCUGCUGGAGUUCCUCAGGCUGCACCCCGACAUCCGCGCGCUGGGCUCCGAGCCGCACUUCUUCGACCGGCAUUACGCACGAGGACUGGACUGGUACAGAAGCAUGAUGCCCAAAGCCCUUGACGGCCAGAUCGUCAUGGAGAAGACGCCUCGUUACUUCGUUACCGUGGACACGCCGGCACGGGUUCAUGCCAUGUCGCAGGACGUGAAGCUGAUUGUGGUCGUCCGAGACCCGGUGACUCGAGCCAUAUCCGAUUACACGCAAAUCAUCUCCAAGACCCCCGACAUCCCCCCCUUCGAGAGUCUCGCCCUCAAGAACCGCACCACAGGUCAGAUUGACUCUCUGUGGAGCCCUCUGUGGAUCGGCCUCUACGCUGAGCACAUGGAGCGUUGGCUGGCAUGGUUCCCCAGGACUCAGAUCCAUCUGGUCAGUGGGGAGAAGCUGAUCUCAGACCCGGCUGGAGAGCUGGGCAAAGUCCAGGACUUCCUGGGGCUUCAGAGGAUAGUCACGGACAAGCACUUCUACUUCAACAAGACGAAAGGCUUCCCCUGCCUGAAGAAGCCGGAGGGCAGCAGUAAGCCUCACUGCCUUGGGAAGACGAAAGGGAGGACGCAUGUCUCUAUAGACGGAGAGGUGAUUCAGAAACUGAGGGAUUUCUACAAGCCUCACAACCAGCGCUUCUAUCAGAUGGCAGGAGAAGACUUUGGAUGGCAGUGACCUUUCACCUCGACACUAAAGGCCUCUAAUGGAGACGUAUAAUGGAGACAGAACUCAAAGUCCAGGAGACGAUGCAAAUCAUACGUCUCUGAGCAGCCAAGUCCCAUCAUAUCGACUCGUUAAAGUGUCAAAAACUUCAAGUUUACCAGUCAAUCAUCUGUUCAAGCGUAUGAAAGACAACAGCGCCAUUUUAUAUAUCAUAGAAGUUCAGUUGAAGUGGUUUUGGUGCCGAGGUUUUGAUAAGACUGUGGUUGUUAUAGGCUGUGUUGAAGUGUUGAACAGUUAAUCGACGGUGUAGCUUUUAGUGUCUCUGCAGUUUACUCUCGACUCUCAGUCGGUACAAGGAACUCAACGAAGGAAGUAUUUUCAUGUGCUCAAAUUUCCAUAACUGUCUUUUUCAACCUGUUUGCAUCUCUAGUCUCAAGAGUUUAAGAAUUUAAGGGCAAUCAGUGCAUAAAUAUCGAGUGUUACCCUGCAAGCUUUGUCUCCAAGAAAAAAAGGGGGGGGUUGAAUCUUUUAUGUGGCAAGCAGCAAAGCAGCAGAGGGGCGAGUGAGAGAAUCUUUGUAUGAGCUCAGAUUUGACUGAGUGGUUUUGUAUUCCUGAAUAAUGAAUGUGGAUAAAUGGAUGUAGGGGAACUGGUGUGGAUCACUUGGCACAUUUGUAUGCUGUGCUUAGGGUAGCAUCCCACUGAAAAACACCAGCUUAUACUGCAAGGUAGUGUCAGGAAGGGGGGGGGGGGGUUACUGGACGACAAGCAGAACAAGAUUCAUAACUGAAAAGACUGACCUUUGACUGUUUCUUUGGAUUUGAUGUGCGGAGCUUUCCAGCUUCUGCUGACAGGGUUGUCUGUUUUCAGUUUGCAUGUAUUUGCACUAGUUGGAAAGCAUAAAUAAUAAAAACUAUUUUUA
Messenger RNA from Cololabis saira (Pacific saury), 2379 nucleotides. RefSeq names its product heparan sulfate (glucosamine) 3-O-sulfotransferase 3-like (gene hs3st3l). The transcript is spliced from 3 exons. Gene Ontology annotation, molecular function: [heparan sulfate]-glucosamine 3-sulfotransferase activity. NCBI's taxonomy places the organism in Eukaryota, Metazoa, Chordata, Actinopteri, Beloniformes, Belonidae. The coding region runs from base 388 to 1470 and encodes 360 amino acids. The record is from RefSeq and is a predicted model, not a curated record.